Messenger RNA from Bipolaris sorokiniana ND90Pr, 1084 nucleotides. RefSeq lists its product as uncharacterized. The transcript has 2 exons. Gene Ontology annotation, biological process: protein targeting to ER. The coding region runs from base 124 to 897 and encodes 257 amino acids. The record is from RefSeq and is a predicted model, not a curated record. Gene Ontology annotation, cellular component: signal peptidase complex; membrane. NCBI's taxonomy places the organism in Eukaryota, Fungi, Ascomycota, Dothideomycetes, Pleosporales, Pleosporaceae.
ACUGGGUAAACGUUGCAUGUCCACAUAACCGUCUUCAACAGGCCUGUCUCUUCCCCCUCAGAAGAGUUCGCUUAUAUCUCCACACAAGCGUCCUUGAGCCUCGCGCUCACUUACACAUACAGCAUGCACUCGACGCUGGUGCGGCUGCAGAAUGUCUUUGGCUUCUUUACUACGGUGGCUUUCACAGUCGCGACCGUGAUUGCGCUUAGUAGUCUGAUUACACCACAAAACCCCACCGCCAGCAUAUCGCUACGAAAUGUGCAAGUAGUCAAAGGCAGGCCGCAUUAUUACUCGCCAAAGAGGGAGGAGUAUGCGCACAUCAAGUUCGACCUGGAUGCCGAUCUCACCAGCCUCUUCAACUGGAACACCAAGCAACUCUUCGUCUACCUCAAAGCCGUCUACCCCUCCUCCCGCGCUGGAGAGCCCCCCUCGGAAGCCAUCAUCUGGGACGCCAUCAUCGCAUCCACUUCUGCACCUUGGCACCAGAACCACUACGUACACCCCGACCCCAAGUCGAAGCUCCCCAAGCAAUCAGCCAAGAAACGCGCGGCUGCUAAAGAAAAGACACCAUCACCAUUCCCCAUUGGCGAGCUCCACCUCCAGAACCAGAAGCCCAAGUACCAGAUCACAGACAUUACCGGCAAGCUAGGCAAUAGGACAGAUGUAGUGUUGGAACUAGGCUGGAAUGUGCAGCCCUGGGUUGGCGCGCCAACAUGGACGAAUUGGAACACAAUUGGCGUUUGGAAGGGCCUCGAGGGAGGCAGAAGUAAGGCGUUUGCGUUUCCCGAGGUGGGUGCCAAGGCAGCGAAGCCCAAGGAUCUGGAGACAGAGAAGGGUGCGGAGGGCUAUAGGCUGGAGGUUGGUGGAGAGGCGCCGCUCAGGAAGGCUGUUUCAUAGAAAGGGGUUGUUAGGCGAUAUGAAGAUGGGUUCGAUCGAAACUAGAAAGCAUUGAGCGAUGAUUAUGUGUGCCUGGAAGGAGUUUAGGGUAUGCAUGUCCCUCUUAAAUAUUUGUGAGAAAAAAAACUCUUCUACAUAACCAAAACUCUGUACAAGAUCACAUUUCAAUGCUGUCUGAUUGUUUUUG